UGAUCAGAUUGCAGUGUUGUGUAUUAAAAUAUGAACCCUCUUUUUAUUCUUUCUAUAUAACCUUGCAUUCUUCCAAAUCAAACCAAUUCUUGAUUCUACUCCUUUUCAAGGUCUUCACUUUGUGGUUGGAACACUACAAUCAAUUAAUAUUUCUCUCCUAUAUAAUCCACUACUCCACCAGAAAAAAUCAAAUGGAUAGUAUUGAUUGGGGCAAUGAGCUUGAACAAAGCUUGAUAAUGUCUUCACCAAAUCUCCUCUACAACAACAACAACAACGAAGACAAAAUCGAGAGCUCGAUUCAUCGGAAAACCGAGAAUAUUGUGCCUCAAUGGAAUUCAAUUAGAUCAGGAGGCGGAAGCGGUUGGGCCGUCGCGGUCAAUGAAGGAGCCACGACGUCGCGGUCCUUCAUUGAAUGCGGUAGGCCCGCCGCAUUCAACACCACUCUUCCUCUUCCUCUUCCUCAUCCUCAUCCUCAUCCUCAUCCUCGAGGAAUCGAAAAUGGCAUCAUCGUCAAUAAUGAAGCGAACAUUCUCGAUGCGGCCGCCUCCUUCGAGUCGUCCCUCGACUGCCUCCUCUCCGCAUCCACCGCCACGUCAGCCGAUCACGACGACAUCUUCUCCGAUUGCUGGAAUUUCGCGAAUCCGGAUAAAAUCGCCCCUAAAAAUUCCGAUGAAAUCGGGAGAAAUCACAAGAGGAAGCUCGAUUUCCGCUCCGAUCGCGGCGAUUUUGAGCCGAAGAAGGCGAGAUUUGGGGAAAAAUCAUUAAAUUUCCACUCCGAUCGCGGCGAUUUUGAGUCGAAGAAGGCGAGAUUUGGGGAAAAAUCGUCGUCGGCGAACAUCAAUUUCCAGCAGGCGAGCUCGUCGGCGUCGUCCGGCGGCGGAGACGAGCCGGACGCGGAGGCGAUCGCGCAGAUGAAGGAGAUAAUCUACCGCGCGGCGGCGUUCCGGCCGGUGGAUUUCGGCGCGGAGGCGGCGGAGAAGCCGAGGCGGAAGAACGUGAGGGUGUCGAGCGAUCCGCAGACGGUGGCGGCGCGGCAGCGGAGAGAGAGGAUCAGCGAGAGGAUUAGGGUUUUGCAGAAGCUCGUCCCCGGCGGGAGCAAAAUGGACACGGCGUCGAUGCUGGAUGAGGCGGCGAAUUACCUGAAAUUCCUCCGAUCGCAGGUGAAAGCGCUGGAGGCGAUGGGGCAGAAGAAUCCGGUGGCGAAUAGUUUUCCGGCGAGUGCGAAUUUCGGAUUCUCGCCGUUUAUUGGCUACUCGUUCGCCAUGCAGCAGCAGCCUCAGUUCUCAAUCCAUCAUAAUCCAAAUCAAUUCAAAAGUUGAGAAAAUAUUUUAAUUUUUUUUUAUUGGUUUCCCCAAUUAAUUUUUCUUGAUGUAGGUUAUCAUGAUUAGAUCAUGAUGUUAUGUGUUUGGGAAAAUAUGGGUUUUUAAUUAACUUGUAAAAGUUGAAGAAGAAUCAUAAUUAUGAAGCCAUCAUUAACCUUGCCUUUUUA
Messenger RNA from Salvia hispanica, 1489 nucleotides. RefSeq lists its product as uncharacterized. NCBI's taxonomy places the organism in Eukaryota, Viridiplantae, Streptophyta, Magnoliopsida, Lamiales, Lamiaceae. The record is from RefSeq and is a predicted model, not a curated record. Gene Ontology annotation, biological process: regulation of DNA-templated transcription. Gene Ontology annotation, molecular function: protein dimerization activity; DNA-binding transcription factor activity.